Messenger RNA from Scheffersomyces coipomensis, 633 nucleotides. RefSeq names its product endopeptidase catalytic subunit (gene IMP2). Lineage: Eukaryota; Fungi; Ascomycota; Pichiomycetes; Serinales; Debaryomycetaceae. The coding region runs from base 1 to 633 and encodes 210 amino acids. Gene Ontology annotation, molecular function: serine-type endopeptidase activity. Gene Ontology annotation, cellular component: mitochondrial inner membrane peptidase complex; membrane. The transcript has a single exon. The record is from RefSeq and is a predicted model, not a curated record.
AUGAGUAUUUCUAGUGGGUUGAAAACAACCUUGCUCACGUUGACGUGGUUUCCUGUAUUAUAUUCCUUUACCAAUCAUGUAUAUCAGCCAUAUCAAAUUGAAGGUUCAUCCAUGUCACCAACUUUCAAUCCCAAAUUAGAUACUACAUCAAAUGAUAUUGUAUUAGUACAAAAGUUCAAUUUAAAGAGUAUUAAUUCCUUGAAUAGAGGUGAUAUAAUCAUGUUUCGAUCUCCUAAUAAUCCGGAGAAAAUCUUAACGAAACGAAUUUUAGGUAUUCAAGGUGAUAUUAUAAAUGCAAAAUCUCCACCUUAUCCUAAAUCUCAAACUAAAAUCCCUAGAAAUCAUGUAUGGGUAGAAGGAGAUAAUUCAUUUCAUUCGAUUGAUUCUAAUAAUUUCGGUCCUAUAAGUCAAGGUUUAGUGAUUGGGAAAGUCAUAUAUAUAUUAUGGCCCUUAAAUAGAUUUGGUCAUGAUAUAACUGGAACAAGCAGUGGUAAUAGUGGCAGUAUAGGAGGAGAAGGUGGUAUUGGUAAUAGUAGAGUCAUAAAUAAUGAAAGCAUCAAUGGUAGUAUAAGUUCGGAAGUUAUGAAAAUAAAACCGAGAGAACUCCUGGUUAAACAAAUCGAUGAGUAUUAA